Microthlaspi erraticum is the source of this 621-nucleotide messenger RNA. The record is from the annotation of a GenBank genome assembly. Lineage: Eukaryota; Viridiplantae; Streptophyta; Magnoliopsida; Brassicales; Brassicaceae.
AUGUUGUUUGAAUGCCCACCAGCCCGCCAGGCCUGGGCUCUAUCCCCUAUCCCAACGCCACUACAGUCCUUUCCUACGGAUGCACUUUUCUCUAAUAUGGCACACCUCUUUUGGGGUCUUCCAAAGGAUGAUGAUAUGCUCAUAUUUCCUUGGUUACUAUGGUUCAUUUGGAAAGCACGUAAUUAUAAAGUCUUUUCAAAUGAUGACCAUGAUCCGCGGGAUGUUCUGGAAUCAGCGAUAACAGAAGCACGUGCAUGGGCUACUGCACAAACGGGAGAAAUAAUUGGACCAAUGGCUAGGGUCUCAUAUCCACGGACUGAGAUCGAGGGUUCAAUCUUGGUGGGCUCUUGUAAUUUACGGCGAGGUUUAUCACCUCUGCAGACAGAAUUGGAAGCAUUGGUUUGGCAUUGGUUUGGGCUAUGCAAAGACUGGCCGGCUUUUGCGAUUUUGCUUGAAGAGGUGGAGAAGUGCAAAAGGAGCUUCCAGGCGUUCUCUCUAACUCAUAUCCCAAGGACGAAGAACACGAAGGCGGACAAGCUAGCACGGAGUGCUCGAGAUCAGCCUUAUGACGUGUAUUAUGUAAACACAGUUCCACCGGUCACACUUCCUGUGCCGCUUUAG